UUUUUUUUUUUUUUUUGCAGGUAAAGUGUGUUUUGAAGCGAAGUGAAGAAGUCAUAAAAGUAGCUAGUGUUUAUUGACUGUAUAAUAUUUGAAUUCUUUUCGAUCAAUAUUUUUGUGUGUGCUGGUUAAACGAGAUAUCUAGCGAAAGUAUGACAGAAAAACAAAUACUAAUACUGCAGAGAAAGCACUCAUUAUUUUAUAUUUUUGAGAAUAAUUAUUUCAAUCAAAUCUAAUAUUAUGUCAACAUUAGGCAUUAAGAAGCAUUUUAUGAAAUACUAGAACAAUAAUUUGAUUAUAGAAUCAUAAAAAAAUCAGAAUUCCCCCCCUUAAAGUAUAUGUUAUUCACCUUAACUUUUAAUCUAUAAUUGUUGGAUCAAAAGUGCUACUAGAAAAAUUUCUACAAAUACUGUGAGUUAUGUUUCCUUUUAUGAAAAUAAAUUUACGCGCAUUCUUAUUCACUCUCUAAAACUUUGUUUGGAAAACAUAUUUGCGUGGCACACAUUUUGAAUGCAGAGAUCUGUGUCAAAGUGUUGCAUAUCCAGCGAGCAGAAACUAUUGUUUACUUUUGUCGCUCUCCAUGCGUGAAGAGGCAUCUGGCAUAUAACUGUGAGUGAAAGAUCAGUGACACUUGUCAGCCUAAAGAUAGAUACAGGUACUAAAAUAAACAUACCCCUGCUAAACUCAUCAAGAUGCUAACCGAUCAAGACGUACUAAAUUUGGCACCCAGCCCGUCCCAUCACGGUUUUCCUAGAGAGAUUACUGACGGUGACAACAAUGUCUUUGAAGAAGUAGCGGGAGCCAGCACGCCGCCCGUUUCUCCCCGAUCGGGCCCCACGCCAGGCAUCAUUUUGACAGUGGAGGGGGAUGGGGAUCGCUCUCCUGAAGUUAUAAACGUGGUAGGAAGGCACGGCAGUCGGAGCAAGACAAGAUCCAGUCGCCGCGCCAUGCAGUCACCUGCGCACCAUCGCAGCCCAUCCAACUCCAGAAUUGCCAAGCAAAAUGGACAUAAACUCAGGGACCCUGCCUACUUGGCCGGCAGCGGGGUAAGCAGGUCCCAGUCCAUGCGAACGGCCCGAAGACCUCAAUCGGUUGAUCCAACCCAUCGAUUCAGGCAGCGAAUAGCCAGCAUCCCCAAUGAUAUGACUCUUCCUUCAGAUAGUUUUAAUGGUCAACGACUUGCAUCGAAUCAGUCUCUACCCUUACCAGGUGACGAAUCAGACUACAUGAGGUUGAGGAAUUUCGCUGUUACAAGUAAAGGCUUAGUUAACCGUGGAGAUUCCUUUAGAUCUAAAUCAAGGUCUUCGCAUAGUGUGGCUUCCAUAGGAGGCAGUGGACAAUUACCUUUAGCACCAGGACAGCCUAAAGAUGAUUCAAGCAUUAAUUAUCCUACUGCUGUUACUCCAAGUGGUCGGCGAGAAUCAUCCAAUGAAGCAGAUGCAAUUCAAGCUGAAGCUGCUGUAGCUGGUGCCAGUGGUUCAACGGAGAAUCCAAGAGUUAAUAGACACAGGGUCUUAGUAAUCGGACCACCUGAUGUUGGAAAAACAGCUCUCACAAAUCAGUUUAUGACGUCGGAAUACAUUUGCGCCUAUGAGAAUUCUCAAGCAUGACACUUGAUGACGUUUCAAUUGAGAUCAAGUUUGCAGCCUUGGAGAGAGAUUGAGUGAAAUUAUUGUCAUCUGUUCUUGUAGAUGCUCAUCUGUCAAUAGGGCUCUUUCGUUAUUAAUUUUCAACUUCGAAAAAAAUAUCUUCACAUAUAAAUAUAUUCCC
Stegodyphus dumicola is the source of this 1767-nucleotide messenger RNA. Its product is annotated as GTP-binding protein REM 1-like. NCBI's taxonomy places the organism in Eukaryota, Metazoa, Arthropoda, Arachnida, Araneae, Eresidae. Gene Ontology annotation, cellular component: plasma membrane. The record is from RefSeq and is a predicted model, not a curated record. Gene Ontology annotation, molecular function: GTP binding; GTPase activity; calcium channel regulator activity.